CUUCCUGUUAUCUCGGGGAAUAUAGCGGACGAGCGGUCGAGGAAAUUACUGAUGUAUUUAUGUAAAAUCGUCGCAUAAUUGUUUAAAAACGUGCUAUUCUGGAGCCUCCCAGGUCCAUAUUUAGGAGACGACAAUGAUCCGCUUUAUCCUCAUCCAGAACCGAGCAGGGAAGACACGACUGGCCAAGUGGUACAUGCAGUUUGAUGAUGAUGAGAAACAGAAGUUGAUUGAGGAAGUGCAUGCUGUGGUAACUGUCAGGGAUGCCAAGCACACCAACUUUGUUGAGUUCAGGAACUUCAAGAUCAUUUAUCGGCGUUAUGCUGGUCUAUACUUCUGUAUUUGUGUGGACGUGACUGAUAACAACUUGGCAUACCUCGAGGGAAUCCACAACUUUGUAGAGGUGCUGAAUGAGUAUUUCCACAAUGUGUGCGAAUUGGACCUUGUGUUCAACUUCUACAAGGUGUACACGGUGGUGGACGAGAUGUUCUUGGCAGGAGAGAUCAGAGAGACCAGUCAGACCAAGGUCCUGAAGCAGCUCCUCAUGCUCCAGUCGCUUGAGUAGAAAACAACCACUCUUCCUACCUGCCCACUAAUCUGCUGCCCUGGUACCUAAACCAACCUACUCUUUGUUCCUGUCACUCUAGAAAUGUUCCUGCCGCUUCACUUCUUACAGAACUUCAGGAGGGGGUGAAAUACAUAACAUUUUUUUUCAUAUG
This is a messenger RNA of Plectropomus leopardus (leopard coralgrouper), 716 nucleotides long. RefSeq names its product adaptor related protein complex 2 subunit sigma 1 (gene ap2s1). NCBI's taxonomy places the organism in Eukaryota, Metazoa, Chordata, Actinopteri, Perciformes, Serranidae. The record is from RefSeq and is a predicted model, not a curated record. Gene Ontology annotation, biological process: clathrin-dependent endocytosis; intracellular protein transport. Gene Ontology annotation, cellular component: AP-2 adaptor complex; membrane coat. Gene Ontology annotation, molecular function: clathrin-cargo adaptor activity.